GGCUCAUGAUGGUCAUUUGGCGUUACUCGCUCAAAGGCAGAAGGACGACGUGUGCUUGUUUUAGAAGAAGAUGACGAUGAUGAUGCCAUAUUGAAGGAUUUUUCUCGUCUAAACAUAACUGCAGCGUUUUACGACCACUUCAGUUCAGCUUUGAUGAGCGAUGGAGAGAGAGGAGGGAACAGCUGUGCCAGAGAGGCAGUGAAAGGAGGAGGAACUCAGUGAGAGUCUGAUGCUGCACCGGGCAGGAGCACAGAGAAUCUUGGGAGUAAAGGGAUGCAAAGGAAUACUUGUAAAAGAAAUAUGAAGGCAUAUCUUUUUGUGAUUGGACGAAUGGCAUUUUAAAGAUCACAAUGGGCAAUUCAGAUAGUCAGUACAGCAGUUUCAUUCUCCCUGGUAAGGGAAAGUCUAGCUCCCUGAAGCUGCACAAUCCCAAAGAGGACGUGGUCUCGCCACAAUCUUGGUGGAGGAACUCUGACAGCACCUCUGGGUACAAGGCUAAAAAUGGCUUUUCACCACACAAAAACCAUCAACCGUACAUGUCACGUCGAUAUGACUGCAUUAAGGAGGGAUCUAGUGACAAAAUAUGUGCGGAGAGCCACCAGGACUAUGACAACAUUUUAUUCCAGGGAAAUGGAUUUUUUGUAGGCUACAGACAACAGAGCGGAGGCCUCCAGGCUCCUAUGAGGAACCCCAGUUCUGAGUGUAAAGACAGUAAGAGCAGUCCAAAAGUUCUGCUUCGUGAUGAUGGAAGUCUAAGAGUAGAGUUCACUAAUGCACGGAGGGAGCCAGACGUUGAGCUGUCCUUGGGAACUCGUCGAAGUGGACCUGUUGAUGGCCAAAGGGCCAGUAAUGGAAGCUCUCUUGGCUCCGAGGGCUCAUGGUAUGACUCGCCCUGGGGGAAUGGGACAGAUCUGUGUGACAAUGUCUUCUCCAACAGCCAACCUUCGGAUAACAGCAGUGGAUACACCACACUCUCAUCCACACGUACAGUGGACUUUGGAUAUUUUAAUGGUUACAACACAGAACAGUCUGAGCAUCAUACGAGUAGCCUUACCUGCCAAACAACAGUUCAUGGCGGUCAGUAUGCAAACAGUGAUAGCAAUAGUAAUGGCAACCGUGUUGAGGAGGACAGUGGUAUUGGAGACUCUGUGCUCCUUCAUUUGGAAAACAAUGGAUUACCUGAGCAAUACACAAACCCAAACAUGACUCUACCGUUCCCAACUGUGGGCAUCCUAAUGACAGAUCAGUUCAAGGAUAGUCCUCAUCUACAAGCUUCACUGACCUCUUCCCUGGAUGCAAACUCCCAAGAUGAGAAUCAGGAAACCCGGCUUUACACCUCGCAAACCCUGCCAUGCAGAAAAGCAGUUCCUGAUGGGAACACAAGGAAGGACUCGCUCAAGAGUCGCAUCCGCCGUCUCAGUGAUUGGACGGGAAGUCUGAGCAGGAAAAAGCGAAGGCUACAGGAUCCUCAGGAACCAAGCAUAGAAGUUGUUAACUGUGGAGCUGAGGGCACGGUCGAAGAAUCCAGACCAUUUUGGAAUCCCAUGUCAUGCCAAACACAGCUGGACAGCACCUUAUCUGGCCCUUUUGGGCAGCAGAACCAAGGUGCAACUCUCAGGCAGAACAUCUAUGAGAAUUUUAUGCAGGGCCUGGAGACCGCCAGCAGCACCGGGACCGUUGAUGGACUCCAGAUCUGGGAGGCUGAAGGGGAGAGCAGCAGUGGCUCGAUGGGCUCCAUAGAGCAAAUGGACUUCCUGUUUGAGAAGGAGCAAGGUGUCGUGCGGAGGGCUGGUUGGUUGGCUUUUAAGCCUCUUAUUACACUACAUAAGGACCGCAAACUGGAACUGGUAACAAGACGCAAGUGGAGGCAGUAUUGGGUCACGCUUAAAGGCUGUACACUUUUGUUGGGGGAAUCCAAUGGAAAGACCUCCCCAGAGCAGGAAUGCACACCACGUUACGCAGUGCUUGCCGAGGACAGUAUUGUACAGGCCGUUCCUGAGCAUCCUAAGAAAGAGAAUGUCUUCUGCCUCAGCAAUGCCUAUGGAGAUGUCUACCUCUUCCAGGCUGAAAACCAAACAGACCUGGAGAACUGGGUGACGGCCAUCCACUCAGCCAGCGCGUCACAUUUAGCGAAGCGUCAGGGAAAAGAAGACACUCUGCGCUUGCUGAAGAACCAAAGCCGAUCUCUCCUGCAGAAAAUCGACAUGGACGACAAAAUGAAGAAGAUGGCGGAGCUGCAGCUGUCUGUCAUCAGCGACCAAAAGAACAGGAAGGCUAUUGAGAGCCAGAUCCUGCAGUGGGAACAGAACCUGGAGAAGUUUAACCUAGAGCUCUUCCGCAUGCGCUGUUACCUGGCUAGCCUGCAAGGCACUGAGCUGCCCAAUCCAAAAAGCCUGCUAGCCACUGCUGGACGGCCCUCUAAAAUGGCGCUAGGUCGCCUGGGAAUUUUCUCUGUGUCGUCCUUUCAUGCGCUGAUAUGUAACCGUGACGAAGCCACACUGAAGAGACGAUCCCGCUCUCAUCCUCGAGGUGUGCGGAACAAACGAGGACUGCUCUUUUCUUCUCAGAAGGGAUUGGACAGUCUGACCAAACGCAACCGUGAAAAGAGACAGUCCAUGUCCCAGAUAUUUGAAGGAUAUUCCUCUGGAUCGUUUGGUCAUCCAUCCACGCAAAGCAGCUCGGAGAGACUGGACAUCUUCACCAAACCGCAUGCAGCAGCUCCCCCUGAUGGUCAUCUGUGGGACUGCAGCCUGGAGAGCCUGGUGUUUGUGCUCGCCCCGGACGGUCAGAUCAUCAGCGUCCCAAUCAAACACGACUCUCUGGUGUCCGAUGUCCUCACGCUGGCGUGUAAGGCAAAGCAUCUGGAUCCAGCUCUGCACGUCCUGCACAUGAGGAGACAUCUGGGCCAGGAUGUUGAGCGGAUCACUCCAGCACCCACAGAUCUGCUCAAAACCCUGGUCUAUGAUGAACUCGAAGUGUGGCCGAUCAAUGUGUUGAGCUUAACCAUGUCCCGUCCAGACGCAACCAUAGACUUUGGUUUUGCAGUCACAGGCCACGUCGAUGGUUCCAGGAGAACUCAUGUCUAUGUGAGUGAAGUGAAACCUGAAGGCCUGGCAUAUAUUCACGGUCUGAGAGCUGGAGAUGAGAUCUUGACUCUUAAUGGCGUGAGUGUGACGUCUCUGGAUCUAGGUCUCAUGCAGAGCUUCUUCAGUCAGCAAGAGCUCAAUCUCGUGCUCAGACGCGAGGAAAACAGUCCAGACCAGCAGAGCUCUGUCUGGCCCGACUGUGAACCUGAUCAAGCCCAGCAUCCUCACACAGACAUUCACCUGGAGCAGCUGAGCACAGAUCAGUGUCAGGAGCAGGAAUUUGGCGAGGGCUCAGGAGUGUCUGCUCUGGAGGAAGCUGAGCGGGACAGAAAGAACCCAGAGACGGUGUGUAAGCUCUACCAGACGUUGCCUGAAGGACCUGUUCUCAUGGUAGAGGGCCACAAGAACCCUUACUCUGCUGAAAAUACUCGUGCCAGGUCCUCUCCGCGUCACAUGUCUGUCACAGAGCGCCUGCGCAUGGUCAUUCAAGAGCUGGUGGACACAGAGAAAUCUUACGUCAAGGACCUCGGAUCUCUGUUUGAGAUCUAUCUGAAGCCUUUACAAAGAGAAACAUUCCUUAGUCAUGAUGAGAUGGAGUCACUGUUCGGCAGCCUGCCUGAGAUGCUGGACUUCCAGAGGGUUUUCCUGCAGACCCUAGAGGACAGGACAACUUCCUCACCAGACUACCAUGCGCUAGACUGUCCAGAGAAACUCAAGAAACUUCUCUUCUCCUUGGGCGGAUCCUUCUUAUACUAUGCAGAUCACUUCAAACUUUACAGCGGCUUCUGCGCCAAUCACAUUAAGGUGCAGAAAGUUCUGGAAAGAGCUAAAACAGACCGUGCAUUCAAGGAGUUCCUGGAAGCGAGGAAUCCCACAAAACAGCACUCGUCCACGCUGGAGUCGUACCUCAUUAAACCUGUGCAGAGAGUCCUGAAGUAUCCACUGCUGCUGAGGGAACUGGUGUCUCUCACUGACCCAGAGAGCGACCAGCACAACCACCUCACAGAAGCAUUAAAGGCGAUGGAGAAAGUGGCCAGUCACAUCAACGAGAUGCAGAAGAUCUACGAGGACUACGGCACAGUGUUUGACCAGCUCGUGGCAGAGCAGAGCGGCCCGGAGAAGGAGGUCACGGAGAUCUCCAUGAGUGAGUUCAUCAUUCACAGCACAGCGCUCUGGCAAAACCCCCUGCCCUCUUUGGGCCGCAUGAGGAAAGACCCUGAACUCACUCUUUUCCUCUUCAAGAAAGCGCUCAUUUUGGUGUAUCGGGAAAGCAAGCUAAAGAAAAGAAUGACUUCUCGACUCGGGGAUCUGGAUCCUUUUAAAUUCCGCUGGCUCAUUCCUGUAUCAUCCCUUCAGGUCCGACCUGGAACUUCAGCAGGGUCAGAAAACCCCUGUGUCUGGGAGGUUGUUCACACCAAGUCUGAAGUAGAGGGACGACCGGAGAUGUUCUUUCAACUCUGCAGCAGUAAUCUGGAGAACAAGGCCAGUGCGGUGCGGGCCAUCCGCAAUCUGCUGAGAGAGAACGCCAAGAGAAUCGCUCCAGUUGAACGGCGGUUGCGAGACUUCAACUCUAACUUCACCUUCCCCAGAAGAAGCCACCCAGGAGCACUCAGAUCACACUCCUGGCAGAGGCCACCAGACAGCCCAAAACUCCCAGAGGGAUACGCUCAUUCUGAACCUCCCAUCCCCAACCACUCGCUCAGGGCUUCCAGAGAGCAGUCCCACAACGCGAGCAAGAGAUCCACACUGUGCUCUCUGACCAGCGCACUGGAAGCUCAACUCCAGAGAUUGAACUUUGUAGAUGAAGCUCAGGGAAUGAGCAAGAGCAGUCAGCAGCUGGAUGACUCUUCAGGCCUGCACCUCAACUCUCUGCUGGUCAGGGACUAUAGUGUGCAGAGCCUGGGUUCAGUGGUCGGCGAGGACUGCUUUUACGAUACGCUCAUGGGCAUCCAAAAAGCUGCCAUCCCCACUUUGUAGAGGAAGCUACUGCUUUAAACAUUUAAAUGCACUAAAAUACGAUUACUGUGCCUUAUGCAGAACGUUUUUAUCAGUUGCAAAAUCAAGUGAGCUGCCUACC
This is a messenger RNA of Danio rerio (zebrafish), 5163 nucleotides long. NCBI's taxonomy places the organism in Eukaryota, Metazoa, Chordata, Actinopteri, Cypriniformes, Danionidae. The record is from RefSeq and is a predicted model, not a curated record.